CGGCUCGGCCUGGCGGUGCGCCCGGCGGGGCCGCCCCGCCGCUGAUGUCAGCGCGGCCGCCCCGCCCGCCGCCGCAGUGACAGCUCCGCCCGGGCCCAGUCCAGCCCAGCCGGAGUGGGAGCGGGGCGGGCGGGCUGGCCAUGGCCGACGACUUCGGCUUCUUUUCCUCGUCCGAGGGGGCCGGCGCCGAGGAGGACCCGGCCGCCGCCUUCCUGGCCCAACAGGAGAGCGAGAUCGCGGGCAUCGAGAACGACGAGGGCUUCGGGCCGACCGACGGCGAAUCGGCCGCCGCCCCGGCCGGGCAGGCGGCCCCGCCGGAAACGGCUGGUUUCCAGAAUGGAGGAGCCACUGUCAAUGGAGAUGUCUUUCAGGAGUCCAAUGGUCCCACGGAUGCCUAUGCAGCCAUAGCCAAGGCUGACCGGCUGACCCAGGAACCUGAGAGCAUCCGCAAGUGGAGGGAGGAGCAGAAGAAGCGCCUGGAAGAGCUGGAUGCGGCAUCGAAGGUGACUGAGCAGGAAUGGCGUGAAAAGGCCAAGAAGGACCUGGAGGAGUGGAACCUGCGUCAGAAUGAGCAGAUGGAGAAGAACCGGGCAAACAACCGGAUCGCUGACAAAGCCUUUUACCAGCAGCCGGACGCCGAUGUGAUUGGCUAUGUGGCCUCAGAGGAAGCAUUCCUGAAGGAGUCCAAGGAGGAAACCCCAGGCUCCGAGUGGGAGAAGGUGGCCCAGCUCUGUGAUUUCAACCCCAAGAGCAGCAAGCAGAGCAAGGAUGUCUCGCGGAUGCGCUCGGUGCUCAUCUCCCUCAAACAGACACCCCUGUCCCGCUAGCUGCUGGCUGGCACGAGUGCAGCAGGGCAAAGCCAGGCUCACAGAGCCGGGUGGCUUCAUGGGGCCAGCCCAGGAGGGGCCUCGCCCUGUCUGCCCCCUGCUCCCUGGUGUGCACCUCGGCUGUGCUCGAGUCACUGGUUGUAACUCUCCCCAUGGUUUUCCUUUGCUUAAAAGGUGCAUCGAUCUC
Falco peregrinus (peregrine falcon) is the source of this 1014-nucleotide messenger RNA. RefSeq names its product clathrin light chain B (gene CLTB). The transcript has 6 exons. Bases 141 to 827 code for a protein of 228 amino acids. NCBI's taxonomy places the organism in Eukaryota, Metazoa, Chordata, Aves, Falconiformes, Falconidae. Gene Ontology annotation, cellular component: synaptic vesicle membrane; clathrin coat of coated pit; clathrin coat of trans-Golgi network vesicle. Gene Ontology annotation, molecular function: clathrin heavy chain binding; structural molecule activity. Gene Ontology annotation, biological process: clathrin-dependent endocytosis; intracellular protein transport; clathrin coat assembly. The record is from RefSeq and is a predicted model, not a curated record.